Dermacentor silvarum is the source of this 1047-nucleotide messenger RNA. RefSeq lists its product as uncharacterized. The annotation marks the transcript as partial. The record is from RefSeq and is a predicted model, not a curated record. The transcript has 2 exons. NCBI's taxonomy places the organism in Eukaryota, Metazoa, Arthropoda, Arachnida, Ixodida, Ixodidae.
UUCGGCAUUCUUAUCACAGGGCAUUUCAAGCAACCGCACCAAGCGCCCAAGCGGUCCACUGCUUUUCGGAAGACAUCCAGCGUCUGCGACCAGGAGGCGUCAUUGUCGGCUGCGCCUGCGCCCUGUGACGAGGCUCAACGUCACGUUCUGCACGCUACAAAAGGAGCACCGUGGCUGUCACAGCUUUCACUUGGCAGUAGCGGCGACAGCUGUGUGCACGGGCUUAACGUUUCGGCAUUCUUAUCACAGCUCAUUGCCCUUUUCGUCUGCGGCUUUGCCGGAACGUGCAUUGCUGGCCUUGUUGGCGGAUACGGCGGCGGAUACGGCGGUGGCUUCGGCGGUGGCUUCGGUGGGGGAUACGGAGGUGGUCUCGGUCAUGGACUGGGCCUUGUAAAGACUGUUCCUGGGCCAUCCUUCCUAGUCAAAACUGUGCAUAACGUGAACCGCGUGAGCCAAGGCGCUACCCUAUACGGUCGCCACGGCGGCGGAUACGGCGGUGGAUACGGCGGUGGAUACGGCGGUGGAUACGGCGGUGGAUACGGCGGUGGAUACGGCGGCGGUGUCGGACUCGGCGGAGGCUACGGCGGUGCCCUUGUCGGCGGCUAUGGAGGUGGUUACGGUGGUGGCUAUGCCAAGGUGGCCGUCAAGGGAUAGGACACUUUAGCAGAUAAAAGAAGUGGAGGGUAUUCAUAGAAGCACUCAGGCUACAUCUGGAUACAGCGUCCAUAGUGUCUGUCAGCAGCGUCGAGCCCAGCGACAGUGAAGCUAAAAACGUGCAAUUUAUGUCCGCACGUCUGUCGGAAGUGUACAGAAAAGUAGACUUCGUCUAGUGUAGCCCAGUGGGAAAGGCCAUGUGUGACGAAAGGACAAGACAUUUUUGCUGCUGAAGCCAUAACCGAUUCAGUGACAUCCGAGAGCACUGCGCCAACGGCUUGAUCAAUUCCGAGAGGCGCCAGCUGACAUCGAGUGUGACUGAUGAGAGUGAAUGUUGCGACAUUGUCUCGUGCUUGCGUCGUGUGCUCCGAAUAUCUUGUUUCACAGAAUAAU